AUGCUUGGAGUUAAUAAUGCAUGGUUUUCUGCUAAAACUUUGAAAUCAUUGAGUUCAACAAGGUUUCUAAAUAUAAGCCUUCCUGAAGAAUUCGAUGCUCGAGCAUGGUGGCCGUCAUGCGAAUCUAUUGGCUUUAUUCGGGACCAGAGCAGCUGCGGAUCUUGUUGGGCUUUCGGCGCAGUUGAAGCGAUGUCCGAUAGGAUUUGCAUUGCUUCAAGAGGGGAGUUGACCCCAACCUUGUCUGCGGACGAUAUACUUGCUUGUUGUGAAUCAUGUGGAUAUGGAUGUCGUGGAGGCUACCCUGACAAAGCUUGGGAGUACUGGGUAGAAAAUGGUGUCGUGACUGGAGGUGGAUAUAAGGACAACGAUGUCUAUGUAGGCUUGAUGUCUUACGCAAUCGACAAUAAUGAGGAUGCGAUACGUAAGGAACUCAUGACCUACGGACCAAUAGAAGUAGCUUUCAUGGUGUACACAGACUUCUUCCAUUAUAAGAAGGGCAUAUACAAGCAUACUGCCGGCUUUCUUGCUGGAGGACACGCUGUCAAGCUUAUUGGGUGGGGAAAAGAAGAGGAGACUCCAUAUUGGCUUAUUGUCAACUCAUGGGGAAAGGACUGGGGAGAAGAAGGAUUCUUCAAGAUUCUUCGCGGCUCAAAUGAAUGUGGAAUUGAGAAGUAUGCCAUAGCAGGAGUUCCCAAAGUGUGA
This is a messenger RNA of Cylicocyclus nassatus, 702 nucleotides long. NCBI's taxonomy places the organism in Eukaryota, Metazoa, Nematoda, Chromadorea, Rhabditida, Strongylidae. The record is from the annotation of a GenBank genome assembly.